CACGAUUACAUAAUAUAGAUUCACACACUAUAUACAAUGGCGAGAAAUGAAGAUUUCUUGGUGAAAGUGAGCAAAACCGAGGCCGUAUCCGCUGCAUUGCCGGUUCAAGAGUAUUGGUUGCCUCUCUCUAACCUCGAUCUCAUGCUUCCUCCUGUGGAUUUCUGCGUCUUCUUCUGCUACGACCAUGUAGACGUGACCUUUGCCUCUACGGUCGUAACCCUCAAGAAGGCUUUGGCAGAUACUCUCGCCCCUUACUACGCCUUUGCCGGCGAGAUCACCACCAACAGCCUCGGAGAGCCCGAGCUUCUUUGUAAUAACUAUGGCGUCGAGUUCUCUGAGGCUCGCGCAUAUGUCAACCUCCAUGAUCUCGACUUGUACAGGCUCGAAAAGAGCAUUUACAGGCUUUUCCCAGAGAAGAAGCGUGGGGUGAUGGCCGUACAGGCAACAGAGCUGAACUGCGGAAGCUUGAUCGUGACGUGUCGGGUGCACCACCGCAUCGCGGAUGCUUACUCGGCCAAUCUGUUCUUCGUGUCGUGGGCCGAGUCUGCUCGUUCCAUGCCCAUUUCCGUAGUUCCAUCGUUCAGACGGUCGCUGCUCAGCUCCAGACACCCUCCGAAGCACAGCCCUUCCAUGGAUGAGUUGUACAUGCCUUUGCCAUCUGUUUCAUCACCACCUAAACCUAAACGAAACCCCGAUUCCAGCGAUCUCGACGAGUUUGUAAGCCGAGUUUUUUACGUCGCAGCCUCGAAGAUCGACGAGAUUCAGUGUCUCGCAAGCUCCGAGUACUCGCGUGUCACCAAACUCGAAGCCUUCUGUGCGUUUCUGUGGAAACUGACGGCGAAAACGGAGCAAAAGUCAGGUGGUGCGAGAAAGGCAGCGCUGGGAAUCGUCAUUGACGGGAGGACAAGGCUGGGAGAUAACGGCGUUAACAACAUGGGUUCUUACAUCGGGAACGUGUUGACGGCGCCGUUCAGACAGUGCGAAAUGGCCGAGCUUGUCCGAAACCCUUUGGGUUCGGUGGCGCGUGAGGUCCACGGCGUGAUCGAGACAGGAGCGAGCAAGGAGCACUUCAUGGGCCUGAUUGAUUGGAUUGAGGCUCAAAGGCCCAAGCCUAUUACUCCGAAGGCUUAUUGGGUGAAUGAUGGGCCUGCUGUGAUGGUGUCGUCGGGGAGGCGUUUUCCGGUGAGGGAAGUGGAUUUCGGGUGGGGCCCACCGGCGUUAGGUUCCUACUAUUUCUCGGAAUGGGGGAGCCCGAUGGGUUAUGUGAUGCCGAUGCCGAGUGCCACCGUGGAUGGUGACUGGGUGGUUUACACGGUCCUCCCUAGGCGCGUGAUCCACGUCAUCACUGAAGAGGCUGCUGACAUGUUCCGCCCCAUGACCAAUCAAUAUCUGACAGGUCAUACUGUUUGAACCAAAAAAAAAA
Molecule: messenger RNA, 1423 nt
Organism: Tarenaya hassleriana
Lineage: Eukaryota; Viridiplantae; Streptophyta; Magnoliopsida; Brassicales; Cleomaceae
Product: shikimate O-hydroxycinnamoyltransferase-like
Exons: 2
Coding region: 37-1410 (457 amino acids)
Molecular function (GO): acyltransferase activity, transferring groups other than amino-acyl groups
Source: RefSeq, a predicted model, not a curated record